AUGAACUUUCAUUAUUCAACAACUACGACGCACCGUCCGCAAACUACUUCUUCACAUUUCAACGAAGACGCACGCUGUGAUAACGAGGUUAAUUUAAUUUUGGAAAAAAACUACAAUCAACAACUUUUCGAACAAUCAACUCAUUCAGAACAACAACAACAACAACAAGAGCAACAGCAACAGCAACAGCAACAGCAACAGCAGCAGCAACCACAGCAACAACAGCAACCAACAGAAGCACAAACAAGUGCUGUCGUAAGUCAAACAGAUCAAUACUACUUCAUGCCGAUUCGGGAACAAAGUUCAACGAUGGCCUUACAUACAAAUAAUAACUCAACAGUGGAUAAUACUUCAAUAAUGUCAGUCGUGCAUGAUAAACCGCCCAAACUUGAUCUGUUUGAUUACAAUGCUACGACUAAGUCGAAUACAAGUUCUUUUGCAUCGGCAGCUUCAAUGAAAGGAAAUACGAAUUACUUAGACGAUACCGAUCUGGCGGGUUUGUUUGCCUCAUCAAUUGUUUCUAUAACUCGAUCAACGACAUCAAUGGAUAAGAAUGAUAUAACAGAUAAUCCGAAUACAUUGGAUGAUAUCUUUUUUCAACAAGUUAGUGAACUUGUUUGUGCAUCGCAACAAAAUCCUCUUGGCCCACCCCCUGGAUUUGAAAAUUUCCACUUUGACACAACGUCAUCGUCAUCGGAUAGUUUAACUACAGUUUCCUCCAUUAGCACUGCUGCUGCUAUUGGUCAAUCAAAAAUUUCUACUUCAGAUACAACUAAUUUUAGUCAGUUAUUACCUUCGACGAAAGUCGAUGUUAGCCAACAAUCAGCACUCAUGAACGGCAACGUUUGCUCAUCAUCAUCCUCUCAUUCGUCAUUUGCAUCUGAUGAUCAAACGAUAUUUUUUCCAUUGGGUGCUCAUCUCUAUUCAUCAUCAAGUCAGAUUUUUCCCAUCAAUACGCUCUCGUCCGGAACAAGCAAUUCAAUGGAUUCGAAUGCAAAACCAUUUCUACCCAAUAGUCUUUCAACGAACGCGAAACAUUUCGCUGCAUCGGAUAAAAGUGGUGGAACGAGUCCAAAAGUGACAACACAGAUUGAUAAUGAUACCUUAUCAAAAGAUAGAGAUGCAACGCCAAACCAAAUUUUCCAUUCGCCUGAUUUAUUUUUCACAAAUGGCCAAGCAGAUUUUCCUCCAGCGAAACCAUCAUCUAAUAAAACUUCAUCUGCAUCAACGAAUCGGCAAUCGUCAUCAUCAGCAUCGUCGUCAACAUCAUCCUCGAUCGAUGAUGCACUCAUUCAACUUAGCCAACAACAACAACAACAGUCACAAACACAAGUGCCAGCAGUUAACAAGCUCUUCUCAGAUGAUUCGCUUUCAAUAUUCAAUUUUCCAACAUCAAAACCAACGACACACAUUGAUAAACAACAGCGCGCGGUUCAUGAUAACAUCAACGUUCUGGCUUCAAUGGCAGCAGCUUCAACGCCCAUCACACCCGAAUCACCUUGGCAACAGCCAACAACUCAUCCUAACAUGAAUGCUCAAGCAAAACUGCCAUCGAUGCGUCAGCAACAACAGCCAUCUGUUGUUCCACCGUCGCCAUCAAAAAAUUGUUCUUCAAGUAUGCAAGAGUUAAUGGAGAAUCUAAAUGAACUUUGCUAUCGUGGCUUUGACGAACUUAACGCACUUAUUCAAGAACAACGAUGGGUUCAAAAUUAUCUCAAUAUCAGUUCCUCGUCGUUGCCUUCAUCGAAUUUACCAUCAGGAAAUCUCAAUGAUGUGAAAUGUUGCUCGUCACGUAUACUAAUCGUACCCGAGUAUUUUAUCUUCAAGUGUAAAAAGGUGGAAGUUACUGCAAGUCACGUUUACAAUUUAUUAGCAACAGGCCGGCCGGAAUUACGUUUACGAGAUUUGAUGUUUGUGUUCAAAUCAUGGAGAGAAACGAUUGCUAACGCGGAACAUGUUCAUCAGGAAGAAGAUGUCAAAUUGCGACUAAACACUGAACAUUUCCCUUCGUAUUACAUGAAUGAAACUAUAUUACAAGCAGUUUUUGAACGAGCUUAUCUCGUAAUUCGACAACUUGUCAGUAUGACACAACAAGCUCGUGCUGCUUUUCAAUACGCUACAUUAAAUGUCUUUCAAAUGUCGUCUCGACAACCAAGUCAAAGCUCGUCGAAUCUAUCCCAGUCAUCCAAUUCCAUAGGUCUCGCUCAAGUACAAGGAAUACAACAGCCCAAAUCCUCGUCGAUUCAUCGUCUAAGUGGUUCUAUGCGAACAACACCUUAG
Molecule: messenger RNA, 2280 nt
Organism: Adineta ricciae
Lineage: Eukaryota; Metazoa; Rotifera; Eurotatoria; Adinetida; Adinetidae
Source: the annotation of a GenBank genome assembly